Saccostrea cuccullata (small rock oyster) is the source of this 2107-nucleotide messenger RNA. Its product is annotated as E3 ubiquitin-protein ligase RNFT2-like. The transcript has 9 exons. The record is from RefSeq and is a predicted model, not a curated record. The coding region runs from base 355 to 1614 and encodes 419 amino acids. NCBI's taxonomy places the organism in Eukaryota, Metazoa, Mollusca, Bivalvia, Ostreida, Ostreidae. Gene Ontology annotation, molecular function: ubiquitin protein ligase activity. Gene Ontology annotation, biological process: positive regulation of ERAD pathway.
UCUGAAAUGAUGUGAUAUGUACAAACAUGCUAAUGUGCUUGCUGUAUUGACUUGAUAUUCCAUGUUGUGCAGUGGACCAUAAAAUAUAUCUGUAUCUUUACGUUGUGGUAACCAAUUCUGGUUUAAAUACGACAGAGAGAGAGGUGCUGUCAGCUAUAGCUAUUGAAAGAUCCUGUUGAGGGCAGUCUUGAAUGUCUCGACCAAUUUUGCGAACAGCUGUGUUGUCGUCAAGAUGGUUCCAUUUAAUCAUAUAUAAUAAUAUUUAAUACAGUCGAGUCUUGAUGAUCCAAAUGCUUCACAUUUUUUAAAUCUUAACUGAAGAAUAGGGAAUGUUAGCUGCAUUGUACAUGUACCAUGACUGAUCGGAGUAGUCCGGUAACAGACGUGCCCCAGAGUGCUUGGCAUCUCAAUAUGGCAUCCAAUCUGCAAGACCACAUUCCAAGAGUUGGGCAGGCAGUGUCAGGGUUUGUUCCUCACAUCAUGGGCCCCAGCACUCACCAUCGAGUGAUUCUAAACCGACUCAACUCCAGAGACCAUCAUCCAGAGCCUACCCAUGAAUCGUCAGUAGUGGUAGACGUUGAUACUAACGAUGAGCAAUUUUCCCCAGGAACUGGAGAGAUUGAUCCAAAUUUGAUGUCUCACGAACAUUUCCAGCUGCCUGGGGGAUUCUUUCAGGACGAGAACCAGAAUGGUAUACCGGGAGAAGGGGAGGAGCAUGGACAUUCCCACGAGGGCCCCACCUCUCGCUUCAACAUCAAGAGCAUUGUACUCAACUCGGGUGGAUUUCUACUGAUCUUAUCCCUGAAACUUCUCUCUCAACAUUUCCUUGGAUUCUUUGUCUUUCUGGCCAUGUUUGGAACUCAUGUAUAUGCCAACAUGUCAAUGCAGAAAGUUGUACACAAAUCAUCACUAAGAAAUGCUUCCUGUCGGGAACAGAUUCUCUCAUUCUUGUGGAUCAUCACUUUCCUGUCAGCGAACAUAGCUGUUGUCUUGUAUGCUUUUAAAGACCAGGCACUUUGGAAUGUACUGCUGUUCCGACUGCCCAUCUUGUCUUCUCCCACAUUCUGGGACUAUCUGUGGGUGGUCUUAGUUACAGAUUUCAUCUUAAAAUAUUCCACAAUUAUAAUCAAGGCAUUUCUGUCUCUGCUGCCAUUUGGACAGAAAAGGAGGGGGAAGAUUUACAGGGUAGUAGAAAAUAUUAUGCAGCUGUACAGAAUGCUAACUCCCAUAGUUCCUUGGUUUCACUUCCUGUUUGAAGAUCAGGGAUGGGUGUUGGGAAUUAUCUUAGUGGCAUUAUAUUUCCUUUUUAAGAUUUUUCAAGCAGUAGCAAAGGGAUUUGAGGUUGUGAAAUCCAUCAAAGGCUUAUUAUCAGAUGUGACCUACGGAAGUAGACCUACGUCCACAGAGAUUGACCAGUGUGGAGAGAACUGUCCAAUUUGUCAGGACGACUAUAAAGAUCCAAUCAAACUGGCUUGUAAACAUAUAUUCUGUGAAAAUUGUGUAUCCAUGUGGUUUGAUAGAGAAAAGACUUGUCCCAUGUGUAGGGCACAGAUUCACACAGAGUCCCCAAUGUGGAAAGACGGAUCUACCAGCAUCCACAUUCAGUGGUACUAAUUCGGAUCUACCAGCAUCCACAUACAGUGGUACUAAUCCACAUCUACUGGGGCAGACUAAUUUUUCGUUAGGACUGGAAUCCACAGCAGGGAUAGGAAUAGUCUUAAAAUGACUGUACAAUGGAUGCUUUUCUUUUUAGUUGUUGCUUUGAUUUGGUGUUUUAUCUAAAAUAUCAAUCUGCUUGGUUUUAAGAUAGCUUUAGAAAAAGGUGUAUGAGUGAAGUUUUAAUCAUAACUCUUAAGCUUAUUUUAGUUUAUUAAAUUAAAUAUGUUUAGUGCCAAAUUUUCCAAAUUUGUGCUGUCAAUAUUAAUAUACACAGUACCUUUCAGUGAAAAAAAAAUUGAUCAUUUUAUGCUUUGAUUACUAGUAUUUGCUUGCAAAGUAUUUUACAGUAUUUUUUCAUAAAUAAAAGGUUAUGUAUCAGUAAUUAUCCAUUGUUCUUGUAAAUUUGAACUAUCAUGUAAAUGCACAAUAAAUAUUGUGAAAAUUUAAA